Molecule: messenger RNA, 1419 nt
Organism: Indicator indicator
Lineage: Eukaryota; Metazoa; Chordata; Aves; Piciformes; Indicatoridae
Gene: RUNX2
Product: RUNX family transcription factor 2
Exons: 7
Coding region: 1-1419 (472 amino acids)
Biological process (GO): neuron differentiation; hemopoiesis; regulation of cell differentiation
Cellular component (GO): nucleus
Molecular function (GO): DNA-binding transcription factor activity, RNA polymerase II-specific; RNA polymerase II cis-regulatory region sequence-specific DNA binding; ATP binding
Source: RefSeq, a predicted model, not a curated record
AUGGCAUCAAACAGCCUGUUCAGUUCAGUGACACCAUGUCAGCAAAACUUCUUUUGGGAUCCCAGCACCAGCCGGAGGUUCAGCCCCCCCUCCAGCAGCCUGCAGCCCGGCAAGAUGAGCGAAGUCAGCCCGGUCGUAGUAGCCCAACAGCAGCAGCAGCAGCAGCAGCAACAAGAAGCGGCAGCCGCCGUGCCCAGGCUGCGCCCCCACGAUAACCGCACCAUGGUGGAGAUCAUUGCUGACCAUCCCGCCGAGCUGGUCCGCACCGACAGCCCCAACUUCCUCUGCUCCGUGCUGCCCUCGCACUGGCGCUGCAACAAGACCCUCCCGGUGGCAUUCAAGGUGGUGGCCUUAGGAGAAGUGCCUGAUGGGACAGUGGUCACUGUCAUGGCUGGAAACGAUGAGAACUACUCUGCAGAGCUGCGAAAUGCUUCUGCUGUGAUGAAGAACCAGGUGGCCAGAUUUAAUGACUUACGAUUUGUGGGCAGAAGUGGAAGAGGGAAGAGCUUUACUUUGACAAUAACUGUCCUGACAAAUCCCCCCCAAGUUGCUACAUACCACAGAGCUAUAAAGGUUACAGUGGAUGGGCCAAGGGAGCCAAGAAGGCACAGACAGAAGCUUGAUGACUCUAAACCUAGUUUGUUCUCUGAACGCCUCAGUGAUUUAGGGCGCAUUCCUCAUCCCAGUAUGAGAGUAGGGGUCCCGACUCAGAGCCCACGGCCCUCUCUGAACUCUGCACCAAGUCCUUUUAAUCCACAAGGACAGAGUCAGAUUACAGACCCUAGGCAGGCGCAGUCAUCCCCACCAUGGUCCUAUGACCAGUCUUACCCAUCCUACUUGAGCCAGAUGACUUCACCGUCCAUUCACUCCACAACUCCCUUGUCCUCCACUCGAGGUACAGGACUUCCAGCCAUUACUGAUGUGCCCAGGCGCCUCUCAGGUGCUUCAGAGCUGGGCCCAUUUUCAGAUCCCAGGCAGUUCACAAGCAUUUCAUCCCUCACUGAGAGCCGCUUCUCCAACCCACGAAUGCACUAUCCAGCCACCUUUACUUAUACACCGCCAGUCACCUCAGGCAUGUCACUGGGUAUGUCCGCAACCACUCACUACCAUACCUACCUACCACCACCCUACCCUGGCUCUUCCCAAAACCAAAGUGGACCUUUCCAGACCAGCAGCACUCCAUAUCUCUACUAUGGCACUUCGUCGGGAUCAUACCAGUUCCCCAUGGUGCCAGGAGGGGACCGCUCCCCUUCCAGGAUGCUUCCUCCAUGCACCACCACAUCCAAUGGCAGCACGCUGUUAAACCCUAACUUGCCCAACCAGAGUGAUGGUGUGGAGGCGGAUGGCAGCCACAGCAGCUCUCCAACCGUCUUGAAUUCUAGUGGCAGAAUGGAUGAGUCUGUUUGGAGGCCAUACUGA